Molecule: messenger RNA, 2503 nt
Organism: Apis mellifera (honey bee)
Lineage: Eukaryota; Metazoa; Arthropoda; Insecta; Hymenoptera; Apidae
Product: armadillo repeat-containing protein 3
Exons: 12
Coding region: 1-2424 (807 amino acids)
Source: RefSeq, a predicted model, not a curated record
AUGGGACCAAAACGUGUAAACGAACCAAAAAAAUAUGUGUCCAAGGGCAAAGAACGAGUGGAUCGUGAACAACAAACGAAAAAUCAAUUUGAUCCUCUUUAUUUAGAAGUCAAAAAUCUUGAAACAGCGAUAUUAUUAUUACAAUGUGAAGAGAAACCUGUUUUGUUGGCUGCUGCGGCAGCUUUGUCAAAAUUUGGCAGCAAAUCUCAGGAAAAUUUAGAAGUUUUAUUCGAUCUCGAAAUUGUGAAUAAUAUAAUUCCAUUGAUUAAACACGAGGAUUUAUUUACUCGAAGAUUUGCUGCAAAAUUGUUAGCUGAAAUGAUAUCUAUUCCUAAUGUUCGUAACUUCAUCUUGGAAUCAUCAGAAUAUUAUAUUCCAUAUUUUAUCAAGGUUGUGAUUCAUGAAAACGAUAUCUUCCUGCACGAAUUUUCAUUGUUAAUUCUAGCAGAAAUAACUAAAGAUAUAUUUGGAGUAGCACAAUUGUUAAAACAAAGUUCAGAUGUAGACUUCCUGUUCGAAAAACUUUACUCACCGGAUCCUGACGUGAAGAAGAACACAUUGCAAAUUAUAUAUAAUCUUUUGCAAGACCCUUUAGGCGCAGAGAAAAUCAUUGAGACUAAGGAUUUUAAUUUGGAACAAGUCUAUGAGCUUUUUAACUCGCCUUACAGUGAAAUCCAAACGCUCGCACUUGACGUAGUAACCGAUCUAGUACGGAGAAAUCAGGAUGAGCAGUUGCAAGAACACUUUCGACGUACUAAGGGUCUUGAGGCUUUAUUGAAAUUUUUGGAUGUAAAAAUUUUGGAUAAAAAAAAUAUUCUUACAACAGAGAAGAGAAUUUUCCUAUUAAUAUUAUUUAUAAUGCUGCACAUGUACGGUAUCAUUGAUUAUUUGUUACACACGUUAUUUGGUAACGUGCAAGAAAUGUACGAAACCAGUUGUCACGGUAUCGGUAUGAUGACUCUAUACAGUCAAGCAGCUAAAGAUUUAACUACAAGCAAUUGCAUGAGAAACAUUCUAGAUGUGCUGAAAAAUGACAAUUUAAACUGGUCUGCUAGACAAGCAGCUUUAUUUGCUUUAAAUCAAUUAAUGAAAUGUGAUAUAAAGAAUUGUGAAGAGUUCUUAACUAUUCAAGGACAGAAUUAUUUGUUGUGGCUGAUGAAACAAACAAUAGGAAAAGUUCCAGUUGAAAUUUUAGUCGAUACUGUAGAUUGCCUUAUUUCAAUAGCAAGGAAUCAAGAAUUGAGAGAUAUUAUUAUUAACACGGAUAUCAUUGAGGCUAUGUGUGCAUCUUUCGAAAUUCUUGAAUUAGUGAGGCUUAAAAAAAAAAAAAAUUAUCUUAUGACGAAUAAUACACGCAAUAGUAUUAUUUACGAAAAUAAUAAUAAACGAUGUAGCAUGUUGAAUAACCGAAGUACCGCGCGAAUCGUUCCUUCUUGGGACACUUGCAUAGAAGCCUUAUUUGAUUCACAUCUGCCGAUCAAGUUCGCUUUUACUGGACGACUUUCAUUGCACGAUAUCACUCAAGAUGGUUUUUACGUGCUUCGAAGAAACGUUUGCACAUUUCCUAUAUUGGAUGAUAUCCUUCGAUUCAAAUUCUGUCCUCUGGAACCUAUCUAUGUAGUUAAUUGCAGUGAACCAGAAGAUUGUAAUCAAUUGAAUUUUGAAGAAUCGAAAGAAAUGAUUAAUCGUGGCGUUUUCUUGUCGACCGAAAUAGAAAAGUUAACAUUGGAUACCAAGUUUGGUACUCUUCAACGUGAUACUUGUCUCUAUAAUUAUGUAGAAUUAUUUAAAUGCAAAUUAAUCGCUAAUGAAUCGAGAAACGUAGUGUCAAAAACGACAAAAGGAUUCAUAAAUAUCAAUUAUGUAGUGUCCCGUGCUCAAAUGUUAGCUAAAUUUGUUUCUCAACAAAUGUCAGGACCAGAUCCUCUUAUCACAUGCGUGGAUCACCAAUUAGAGAUUCAUUUGAAAGAGAUCAAAGAUACCAUAGAAACCAGCGUGAUACCAUUGGGAAUGUUACGAGUCGGUUCUUAUUUCGAAAGAGCAUUGCUUUUCAAAGUGAUCGCCGAUAGAAUACAUUUACCUGCUGCCUUGGUGCGAGGAGAGUAUGGUAAAGCUUGGAUCGAAAUUGCUGUACCGCAGGUGAGAGUUCCAGUGGAAGAAAGUAAAUUCCAUGCUUAUAUAGACAGAGAUACGACCUGUCCAGAAAUUGUUACGAUUUAUCAACCUCUGCAACAAUAUCAACAUAAAUACAUUGAUUCGAAUCUAAUCUUCGAGGAUCGCGCUUCAUCAAUUUUUCCAACAAAGCUGCUGAAACCGAACUUCAUUGUCGAUCUGAUGGAUUGCCCUGGAGACUUGAUUCCAAUUGACAGUCAACGAGCAAGAAAAUACCGCGAAAAAAAAUUAAUCUGCGAUAUCACAUGUUAAAUCUCAAAAUUUAUUUCAUCGAUAUUUUUGGUGUAACUUUACUUCCAUUUGCACUCUCACUUUCUUUGGAUUCUGUUAA